Molecule: messenger RNA, 2413 nt
Organism: Xylaria bambusicola
Lineage: Eukaryota; Fungi; Ascomycota; Sordariomycetes; Xylariales; Xylariaceae
Product: cytochrome P450 monooxygenase-like protein
Exons: 6
Coding region: 279-1934 (551 amino acids)
Molecular function (GO): monooxygenase activity; heme binding; oxidoreductase activity, acting on paired donors, with incorporation or reduction of molecular oxygen
Source: RefSeq, a predicted model, not a curated record
GCUAGGGUUCGAUCUUCCCAUGACUACCGUAGAUUCACAUGCAUGUUAGACAUCUUUGCGACGGACAUGCAGUAGUAGCUUCAACUCGCGGCCACUAGCUACUCAUACAAGUUGUACUACAGUGGUGGGUUGGACGAGCAAUCAGCCGAUCCGAACGACCCCUCAACCAUGGCGCAUACUCAAAACCUAGCUCGGUCCCAGUGUUGUCGCAACCUCAUUUUUGUCGUCUCUCUUUGACAAGCCCUUCGCCGUGAAUUCCUUCGUCGUGAUUCUCGACCAUGGAUCUUCCUGUUGUUCCUGUUGUUCAUGUUGCCGCGUUGUCGGCGGCCGCCGGCGUUGUCUCGCAUCUGACUUACUUCAUACGUGGUGAACAUAUGCUCACAGCUUAUAUACUCGUUAUAAUCACUAUCUUGAGUCCGCCCACUGCUGUCGCAGUCCUCACGAUGCUCGCUGGGUUACCGUUUUCCUAUGCUGCUCGGCUUACUGUCAUCAGCUAUGGCGCAUACGUGACGACGCUCUUCACAUCUAUCCUAGUAUAUAGAGCCUUCUUUCACCCUCUGCGUCAUUUUCCCGGCCCCAAACUGGCGCGAUUAUCGCAAUUCUACCAUUUCUUCCGUAUUAGGGCCAAGGUCGACAACUACAGACACCUCGAUCGCCUACAUGCGCAGUAUGGCGAAUAUGUGCGGGUUGGGCCCAAUCUGCUCUCCAUUUCCGACCCUAGUAUGAUCGAGAUCAUCUUUCAUCCUCAGAGUCAAUUCAACAAAGCCGAGUGGUACGAUAUUGCCAACCCUCUGCUCAACUUGGUGCAACUGCGAGACAGAGCCGAGCAUGAUAGACGGCGGCGCCAUGGUUGGGACUUGGCGUUUACGACGAAAGCUCUUCGUUCAUAUGAUUCACGCGUCCUCAAGUACGCGGACCAAUUCGUCACACAAAUGCAGAGAAGAGUAGGGCAAGCCGUUAACGUUACAGACUGGCUCGAAUGGUACGCCUUUGAUGUUAUGGGUGACCUUGCCUUUGGACGUUCUUUUAAAGCAUUGGAGCACGGGAAGUCCCAUAUCUACAUUGAUACGAUGCACCAGACGAGCGCGCUGCCGCUCGGGUGCCUAGGCACAAUGCCAUGGGUAAUCCAAACUAUGACGGCGUUGAUACCUCAAAGAUUGAACCCCUUUAUGACCCUAGUACGCUACAGCAACGAGUGCAUAGAAGAGCGCAAACAGAGGAAACCUGCGGAGCCCGAUAUCAUGACACCAAUUCUAGCAGCUGGUCCCUUCUACGAAGAUCCCAAGGCAGAUGCCCUCCUACUCCUGGGCGAUGCAAGGCUUAUUAUUAUAGCGGGAAGUGACACGUCUGCAACUACGCUAAUACACUCCUUUUACGAAUUGGCGAGAGAUGCAAACGUAGUACAAAAGAUUCGCGACGAACUUGAACAGCAUGGGAUCCGAAAUGACGAUAGUCUAUCUGUCACAGGCAUCCAGCACUUGGAAUACUUGAAUGCCUUUAUUAAUGAGACAUUGAGAAUGCAUCCGACGAACCCGGGCGGCCUCUUCCGCUUGACCCCCCCUGGCGGCGUCGAGCUAGGUGGCCAUUACUUGCCAGGAGGAGUGAAGAUAGUGAACCCACAUUAUUCGGUCCACCGUUCGCCGAAAGCUUUCGUAGCACCCAACGAGUUCAUCCCUGAGCGAUGGACGACGAGGUCGGAACUAAUCCGGAACAAAAAGGCGUUCACUCCGUUCUCGCAGGGCCGAUUUGCUUGUAUCGGCAGGAAUCUGGCCCUUAAUGAACUCCGUGUGGUCAUCUCAAAGGCAGUACUCGAAUUCGACAUCUCUUUUGCUCCUGGUGAGACGGGGCGGGCUCUGUUGGAAGAUUCGAAAGAUAUAUUCACGAUGUCGCUAGCGAGGCUAGAACUUCGUUUCACCAAGCGUUUGCAGAGAUAGAAGCCUUAGCGAUUUUGAAUUGAUACCCAUUUGCUUCUUCAAUUAGGUGGUCUCUGAGCUUGUUAGAUCCACGAGUUCUCAACGUGACACAUGUGGUUUACUUAAUUAUGAUAUAUAAGCCUCCGUGUAAUGGGUUGUGUGCUCUUGAUAGCCAGCAUUAUAUGUGAAUCAGUAUCCAUGUAUCUACAAGUUCUGACUAGGUAUGUGGACUUGACGGCCGCCCGAUAGCGCGGCCUAAACCCAACGCCCAUAAGCGGCACUCUCACAGGGUGAAAUGGAAAAGCAAUUGCUGAAGCUCUAUAUCCAAGUUAUGGCUACCGAUGUAAUUUGGUAUAAAGACAGUAGGUACCUCAUAAAAUACGGAGCAAUAUCAGGGGUACCUACCUACUUUACAUAGGUAUGUAGGAAAACAGUACACAUUGUAAAUACUGUACUGUAUGUAGUUAGAUACCUAGGUAGACCUAAAGUUAGGUACUCAC